Molecule: messenger RNA, 2486 nt
Organism: Sesamum indicum (sesame)
Lineage: Eukaryota; Viridiplantae; Streptophyta; Magnoliopsida; Lamiales; Pedaliaceae
Source: RefSeq, a predicted model, not a curated record
CCCCUCACUUUCCCUCCUCUUCUCUGCUGCUCACUGUACUAACCAAAAACCAUAGUUUGGGGGUACCAACUUGUGUGCGUGUACGCAGUGUGUGUGUGUGUGUGUGUGUAUAUAUAUAUAUAUAGAGAGAGAGAGAGAGAGAGAGAGACGGCUAUGGCUACGGCUUACGUAGGAGAAUCUGAAUUCUCCGCGAAGAAGAAGAAUGCUGAAGCUCCGGAUAUUGUGGAGGACUCUGACUCCAUUGACAAAAAGAUCCAAAUAGAGAAAAACCCCCCAAAAGACCAAACUAACCUCAGAUCCUCACCCUGACGAUUCUAAUAACAGAAACAGAAUGAAUCGAGAUGAAAAAGGCUUUGGACAUCAUCACUGGUGACAAUGAGGACGAGGAGAAGUGCCAUCACUGCUUCCGAGAUUGGAGAGCCGAUGAUGAAUCUCACUAAGAGGAAAAAGAAGAUGAAAUACGAGAAAAUUGAGGGGGUGAAACCCGAGGACGACACCCCUAACGCAGUCUCCAGUUUCAGGAUUUCAAACCCAUUGAAGGAGGCAUUGAAGGAGAAGGGGAUCGAAUCACUGUUUCCGAUUCAGGCUAUGACGUUCAACGCCGUUCUCGAUGGCUCUGAUUUGGUUGGCAGAGCGCGCACUGGCCAGUCUUACCCAUACUGGAAUCAUUGACAAAUGGGCCUACAAGAGCAUCGAGAAAGACUGGAUAUGGAAGGGCGCCCAGUGUUCUUGUGCUUUUACCCACUAGGGAACUGGCCACGCAGGUGUUUUCUGACUUUGAGGUCUAUGGUGGAGCAUUAGGGUUGAAAUCGUGUUGUCUGUAUGGGGGUUCUCCCUACCAGCCACAACAUGUUCAAUUGAAAAGAGGUGUCGACAUAGUAGUUGGCACUCCUGGUCGCAUUAAGGAUCAUAUAGAGAGAGGAAAUAUUGACCUGAGUGCAAUAAUAUUCCGAGUACUUGAUGAGGCUGAUGAAAUGCUGAGGAUGGGCUUUGUUGAAGAUGUUGAACUUAUUCUAAGCAAGGUAAGGGAUGCAAGCAAAGUCCAAACGCUUCUUUUUAGUGCCACUUUGCCAGACUGGGUGAAGCAUAUUGCAGCUAAAUUUCUCAAACAAGAUAAGAAAACUGCUGAUCUUGUUGGGAAUGAGAAAAUGAAGGCCAGCACCAAUGUGAGGCAUAUUGUUCUGCCUUGCUCUAGUUCAGCCAGAUCCCAACUUAUUCCUGAUAUCAUUCGCUGCUAUAGUAGUGGCGGUCGAACUAUUAUUUUUACGGAAACCAAGGAUUCUGCUUCUAAGAUGUCCGGAUUACUACCUGGAGCCUGUGCUUUGCAUGGGGACAUACAACAGGCUACACGUGAGGUCACACUUUCUGGAUUCAGGUCUGGGAAAUUUUCAACACUUGUGGCCACAAAUGUGGCAGCACGUGGAUUGGAUAUCGAUGAUGUCCAGCUAAUUAUUCAGUGUGAGCCACCUCGUGAUGUAGAAGCAUACAUACAUCGGUCUGGAAGAACAGGGAGAGCAGGGAAAACUGGCAUUGCAGUAAUGCUUUAUGAUCCGAGGAAGUCAAAUUUCUCUAAGAUAGAAAGAGGAUCGGGGGUAAAAUUUGAACACAUAUCAGCUCCACAGCCAGCUGAUAUAGCUAAAGCUGCUGGUGCAGAAGCUGCUCAAAAAAUCGCUGAGAUCUCUGAUAGUGUCAUACCGGUAUUUAAGGCUGCUGCUGAAGAGCUACUGAACUCAUCUGUUCUAUCCCCAACGGAGCUACUGGCGAAGGCACUGGCCAAGGCUGCUGGUUAUACUGAGAUCAAGAGUCGGUCACUUCUCACUUCAAUGGAGAACUAUGUUACUGUCCUCCUCCAGUGUGGACGGCCCAUUUACACACUAUCCUUUGCUUACGGGGUUCUACGGAGAUUUUUGCCUGAAGAGAACGUGGAAUCAAUUAAGGGUCUUGCUUUGACUGCGGAUGGGAAGGGUGCAGUGUUUGAUGUGGCUGCUGCAGAUUUGGACAACUUCCUUGCUUGUAAGAAAAAUGCUGCUGGUAUAAAGCUAGAGGAAGUGAAAUCAUUGCCACGUUUGCGAGAAAGAGACCAAGCAAGAGGGGGGAGAUUUGGAAGUGGUGGACAGGGCGGAUUCUCUAGCGGAAGAGGUGGCUUCUCUGGUGGAAGAGGUGGAGGUGGUGGACGUGGCAGCUUCUCAGAUAGGAAAGAUGGUAGGUUCUCCGGUGGCAGAGGCGGAAGAGGAGGAUUUUCUGAUAGGCGAAACGAUAGAUUCUCAAGAGGUCGAGGUGGUGGAAGAGGUUGUGGAAAUAACAACCACAACUGGUGAAGCAUUCUGUAAUAGUUUAUCAGAACCUUCAACCGAUUGACAGACAACAAUAGCAUGCCCAGGGCAUAUAAAUCUUGACGAUUAUGACAGAAGUGCUUUAUUUUUCUUGUUGAUGUUAUAUAUAUCUGUUAGUGUAAUCAAAUGAACAAUAGUCUCUGCCUUGGUGCA